This is a messenger RNA of Megalops cyprinoides (Indo-Pacific tarpon), 2477 nucleotides long. RefSeq names its product protein transport protein Sec61 subunit alpha-like 1. The record is from RefSeq and is a predicted model, not a curated record. Bases 77 to 1507 code for a protein of 476 amino acids. Gene Ontology annotation, cellular component: Sec61 translocon complex; membrane. Lineage: Eukaryota; Metazoa; Chordata; Actinopteri; Elopiformes; Megalopidae. Gene Ontology annotation, biological process: SRP-dependent cotranslational protein targeting to membrane, translocation; post-translational protein targeting to membrane, translocation. The transcript is spliced from 12 exons. Gene Ontology annotation, molecular function: transmembrane protein transporter activity; signal sequence receptor activity; ribosome binding.
GUGACGUGUCUCAAACUGCAAGCCGGUGCUACAUUUGCUGGGGAGAUCAAUUGCUGGGAACCUACCUGGGGGCACCAUGGGCAUCAAAUUUUUGGAAGUAAUAAAACCUUUUUGUGCGGUUCUACCGGAGAUCCAAAAGCCAGAAAGAAAGAUUCAAUUCAGGGAGAAGGUGCUAUGGACGGCCAUCACACUUUUCAUCUUCCUAGUGUGUUGUCAGAUACCCUUGUUUGGGAUCAUGUCCUCAGACUCUGCAGAUCCAUUCUACUGGAUGAGAGUCAUCCUUGCAUCUAACAGAGGUACGCUGAUGGAGCUGGGCAUCUCUCCCAUCGUCACCUCUGGGCUCAUCAUGCAGCUGCUGGCUGGAGCCAAGAUCAUUGAGGUUGGAGACACGCCCAAAGACAGAGCACUGUUCAACGGAGCACAGAAACUGUUCGGCAUGAUCAUCACCAUUGGCCAGGCCAUUGUGUAUGUGAUGACCGGGAUGUACGGAGACCCCUCGGAGAUGGGAGCUGGGAUCUGUCUGCUCAUCAUCAUUCAGUUGUUCGUGGCAGGAUUGAUUGUGCUGCUGCUGGACGAGUUGCUGCAGAAGGGCUAUGGCCUGGGCUCUGGCAUCUCACUCUUCAUUGCCACAAACAUCUGUGAGACCAUCGUCUGGAAGGCCUUCAGCCCCACCACAGUCAACACAGGCAGAGGAACGGAGUUUGAGGGAGCUAUCAUCGCCCUCUUCCACCUGCUUGCAACACGCACAGACAAGGUGCGCGCACUCAGGGAGGCCUUCUACCGCCAGAACCUGCCCAACCUCAUGAACCUCAUUGCCACAGUCUUCGUAUUCGCCGUGGUGAUAUACUUCCAGGGCUUCAGAGUGGACCUCCCCAUCAAGUCGGCCAGAUACCGUGGCCAGUACAACACCUAUCCCAUCAAGCUCUUCUACACCUCCAAUAUUCCCAUCAUCCUCCAGUCUGCCUUGGUGUCCAACCUCUACGUCAUCUCUCAGAUGCUCUCCACACGAUUCAGUGGGAACUUCCUGGUCAACCUGCUGGGAACCUGGUCUGAUACCUCCACUGGCGGCCCUGCUCGUUCCUACCCUGUUGGUGGGUUGUGCUACUACCUUUCCCCUCCGGAGUCCUUCGGCUCGGUUCUGGAAGACCCGGUCCACGCCAUAAUCUAUAUCGUCUUCAUGCUGGGCUCAUGUGCCUUCUUCUCCAAAACCUGGAUCGAGGUGUCAGGAUCCUCUGCCAAAGAUGUAGCUAAGCAGUUGAAGGAACAGCAGAUGGUAAUGAGGGGACACAGAGAGACUUCCAUGGUGCACGAGCUGAACAGGUACAUUCCCACAGCAGCGGCCUUCGGCGGACUGUGUAUUGGGGGACUGUCGGUGAUGGCCGACUUCCUGGGAGCCAUUGGCUCUGGCACCGGGAUCCUGCUGGCCGUCACCAUCAUCUACCAGUACUUUGAGAUCUUCGUCAAAGAGCAGAGUGAAGUGGGCAGCAUGGGUGCCCUGCUCUUCUAAAGCCCUCCCCACACCUGCCAGACAGACCCCACCGCCCACCUUAGUAUUAUUACUAUUAUUUCAGUAUAGGUUAGGUUUUUUUUUUUUGACUUGUUUUGUUUUUCAAAGAAAUGGUUAAAAGCACAAGUGUUAUUAUUGAGGUUCUCUCAGUGGAUUCCUCCAUGGCACGAUUGACUGAGACAGCACCACCUAAAGACUGUUCAGACAUCCAUUGAUCGUAUUCAUAUCAGACCACAAUUUUUUUUUUUUGUAAGUGGAUAACAACUGCCACUUCAGAGAUGCAACAGAACUACCCAAAUGUGCUUUUUUUUGUUUCAGUAUCGCUUUCAAUUAGUUUUGAAGGAUUGGAGGAACCUUUUUUUUUGUUUGGAGAACAUGCCUAUCUGUUAACGGACUAUACCUGCACACCUGGGCUCCCAGGCGAGAGAAGUUUAUGGCUGUACACCAUGGUGCUGGAGAAACUGGAGCAUAGUUAUUUCUAGAUAUUUCAAGCCAUGAGGGAGAGGUGGAAUCAUUGGGAAGGAACUUCAGAACCACUGUGUGCAGAAGUUUAAUGGCUUGCUGGAAGCGUGACCUUGUUUUACAUCUGUGAUCAAACAUGGCAAAGCAACCACAUGAAAACUCCCACAGCUCUCAGUGGUGUUCAGCUUAGUCUUUUUUUAUGAGUGUGUUCACACAAGUCUUAAGAGUUACGCAGGCGUUCUUUUCUCUUAAUUUUAGGUAAAGGAAAGAGUUGUCUAUGCAGGGGGAUGUUCCUCCUAGACUGGCCACAUGCAAGCACUAUAAUGUGCUCUGCAGGGGGUGGGCAAGAUUUUAUAUGAAAUCUUAGUAUGUGUCUGUUUUGGUUGUAAAAAAAAAAAUUUGGACAUCAUGGAUUUUGCUUUUCUGUAUAUAUGCUCCAUUCCAGUCAAUCAUCUACAGUGUAAAAUAAUCAUUUUUAAAUAUGUAAAAAGAAAUAAAAAAAAAACCU